AUGUUUCACGGAGCUAACGACGACGGCGACGACGAGAACGACGAUGAUGACGACGUCGACGGCGACGAAGAGGACGAGAAGUAUAAAAGAGAAGUAAUUGAUCUUGAAAAGCAACAUGAGGUAAAAGAACAUCUAAGCAGUAUCAUGCUGUGGAUCGUGACACUCUUUAUUCAUAUUUUAUUAGUCGUUGCCAAACCGACCGAAAAUGAUGUGGUGGAUUAUAACACGACUGAUGCAGAAUUUUUGCGCAACAAUUGCGUUCUAUCCACGAAAUAUAAGUAUGGCGAUCUUAAAGAACCACAGCCAUUGAUUCUAACUCGAAAUGGUACUGCAUCGGUGAUACUUUAUCCAGACGUUAACGGUAUAUUAAAGAUGCAAGCGGGUCAAUCGAUUUAUUUGGCAUGCCCGGGAAAACAAAAUUCUCUAAGAAACAUGAACUACACCCAAGAAAUUACAAAAUCGUCGUGCUAUGGCAGGAAUACUCACUUCGAAAUUGGUUUUAAUCUGAGCACCGAUUUUCUGCGCAUGAUAGAACUGUGUCACAAUGAAAAAACUUACAAUACAUAUUACACGAAAUUCAGACUGACAAAAUUGAUUGGAGGACACCAGGCAGGUUAUCCCAGGCCGAAAUGGAAUGAUGGAGAUCAUUACGGAGAGAUAGAUAUUAACGAGCAAUACAAAUUCAGCGAGCAGCUUAUCACACUUGAAAAACUUUUGAAUUCGAGCAAAUUGGCCAAAUCUUAUCUAAUGAAGUCAAUUCAGUUCCUGUCUCGCGGACAUAUGGUGGCAAAGGUCGACUUCAUUUAUGGUGCUUUACAAUCGCUUACUUUUUGGACCAUAAACACGGCUCCUCAGUGGAUAUCUUUCAAUAUUGGUAACUGGAGAAAACUUGAGGAAUGCAUCAGAAACUUUGCCACUAAUCGUUCUUUGGAUCUAGAUGUUUACACGGGUGUACACGGUCAAAUGACCUUGCCCAAUGCUCGAGGCAAACAGAAAGAUAUAUAUCUCUACGUCAAUGAUAGGACUAAAGCCGUUCCUGUCCCCAAGUUUUUUUGGAAAAUAAUCUACGAUCCACGAAGCAAGAAGGGUACCGCGUUUGUUGGUUUGAAUAAUCCCUUUAUCAAGUCGAAAGAUGAUGGUGAUAACUACAUAUGCUCGGAUAUCAGUUCCACGAUCAAAUGGCUUAAGUGGAAUGCUGAAAAUACCACAAUGGGUAUCUCUUAUGCGUGUACCGUCGACGAUCUACGUAAAGCCGUACCGACCAUUCCUAAAUUUAAAACGAUAGGCGUUCUAACGUAAAAAUCGAUAGAAAUGAUUUUGAAAAAAAUUUAAAUACU
Messenger RNA from Vespa mandarinia (Asian giant hornet), 1337 nucleotides. Its product is annotated as salivary endonuclease-like. Lineage: Eukaryota; Metazoa; Arthropoda; Insecta; Hymenoptera; Vespidae. The record is from RefSeq and is a predicted model, not a curated record. Gene Ontology annotation, molecular function: single-stranded DNA endonuclease activity; metal ion binding; RNA endonuclease activity. Gene Ontology annotation, cellular component: mitochondrial inner membrane; nucleus. Gene Ontology annotation, biological process: apoptotic DNA fragmentation.